AUGUACGGCCAAGAGGAGACUUUCGCCAGGAGCUUUGACAAGGCCACUCCUGUCUGCAGUGCUGUUGCAGCAGUGAGCCUGCUCACAAGUCUCCUGUUUGCGAACAGCUUGUGCGACAUGGACCUGUCGGAGUGGCACGUAGUGAAUGCAAUUUUGUGUGGCUCCCUGGCUGCAGCUGCCCAUUUCGCCACCCGCGUAAAUCCCAGGGCAAUGCAAGCUGGAUUCAGAGUGUACAAGGCGGAGACAUCAAUGCGAGAACUGAUGUCUGAGGGCCUCCUUUCCGCUGCGGCAUCCGUUGCACUAGUCGCAUGUCCAGCACUUCUCCUCUUCUGGUCUGCUCGAGGUUUUGCGAGCAUGGGUGUCGGAAUCUGCGCCGAAUCCGCCCCGAUGUUCUUCGCAAUCUCGUUGUCAUUGAUGCUUGCUGAAGCUGCUGCGCUCGUCUAUGUAAUAGGCCGCAACCUCCAAGCAGCCGGCUAUUCGCUUGAAAAGCUUAAGCACCACGGAGAAAUGCUGAUGUAUAAAGUGAAGGAGAUAAUUGCCGACUGGAGCAGAAACGGCUAUCACUACGUAAUGCGCGCAUAUGAAAACAUCGUUCCCACUAUUAAGGGAUUAAUACACUCUCUGCUGGAGAUGCUGCAUCGCUUGUGGGAGCAAAGACCUCGGUGGAUGAAUGCUUCUUACUGGGCUGGAUCUGAGGGAUCAUACCUUCUCCGCUGA
This is a messenger RNA of Eimeria maxima, 717 nucleotides long. Its product is annotated as Cation-transporting ATPase, related. The record is from RefSeq and is a predicted model, not a curated record. Bases 1 to 717 code for a protein of 238 amino acids. The transcript has 9 exons. NCBI's taxonomy places the organism in Eukaryota, Apicomplexa, Conoidasida, Eucoccidiorida, Eimeriidae.